AUGCAAGAUAUAGAAGAUGAGCAGACCUAUUACUACUCAUCGUCUAUAAAGAAGAAGAGCGGACUUAGAUCCAAAUCAGCAAAGAAGGCCUCGAUCGCUAGUAAGAUCGCAGAGUUCAAGCUGGAACAGGAACCUAGGGAGGAUCAUCACGAGAACCCCCUUCUUAGAUUGCUGCAGACUACAAAGAAGGAGAAACAAAAGACCAAGUCUAGUGACUUCAAUGAAAAGAUUUUAUCCAAGGUUUCAUUCAACCUUUCUGGUGGUAUCUCUAAGUCUUCUACCCGGAGAAGAAAGAGAAAGGCUAAGGAGAACCUCAAGCCAAAGAUGGAUGAUUUGCUUCUGAGUCUUCCAACAGAGACACUCAACCUUGUAGAUGUUAAGGAGAGCCAAGGUUUCAUCCAGGCCAAGAAGAAGGAUACCAACAAGCCCAACCCACAGAAGCAGGGUGGACAUGCAAAGUUGUUGGAGAGAGAGAACAAGCAAUUUAACAAGGUUCUUACGGAUAAGCAGUUCAAGGCGUCUCCAUUUGAUGCAUUGAAAUCAGCCAUUCAGCAGAAUCUUCAGAGAUAA
Molecule: messenger RNA, 570 nt
Organism: Candidozyma haemuli
Lineage: Eukaryota; Fungi; Ascomycota; Pichiomycetes; Serinales; Metschnikowiaceae
Exons: 2
Coding region: 1-570 (189 amino acids)
Biological process (GO): maturation of SSU-rRNA from tricistronic rRNA transcript (SSU-rRNA, 5.8S rRNA, LSU-rRNA)
Cellular component (GO): 90S preribosome; preribosome, small subunit precursor; nucleolus
Source: RefSeq, a predicted model, not a curated record